CUCUCUGGCGCUUCGCCUCACAGGAAAGAUGGCGCACAGCGGUCGGUGGCGCUUCCCGGCCCGGCCCGGCAGCGGCGGUUGGGGUCGCCGCGGGCUGGGGGGCUGCCGCGUGCGGGUCCCGGCCCUGCGCAGCCUACGCGGGGAGUCUGCCGAGGAGCGGGCGACGAGCGGCGGCGGCGGAGGAGCGGCGGCGGCGGCGCUGGCGGGAAGCGGAGGGGGCGGGGCGGGCGGCCCCUCCUCGGCCGCCGCCCCCUCGUCGCAGCCCGCCGCCCCACUCCCGGCCAGCACGGGGGUGGCGCCCGGCUUCGACGCGGCGCUCCAGGUCUCGGCCGCUAUCGGCAUCAACUUGCGCCGGUUCCGGGCGGCCUGCGGGGCCGAGGCCGGCAGCGGAGAGGAUGAGCAGUUUCUAGGUUUUGGUUCAGAUGAUGAGGCCAAAGGAACCAAUUCCCCCAAGUCCCUUGCAGUCUCAGUCAAAGCUAGUGCACGUAAACCUCGUGGGAGACCUCGGAACGGUUCAGACCGAAGUCCAGCUGCUCUACCAGAGUCCUUACCAAUAUAUUCACUUUUAAGCAAGCCAGAACCUACAUCCAUGGAAAAAAUAAAAAGGAAAGAAUUUAAAAGUGGAGAAAAACGUCGAGGGAGACCUCCUGCUCUAACCAGUGUGAAAUUCAAGAUCAGCCAUAAAGAGUGCAUUCCAGAUGCUCAGAAAGGAGGGAAGGAAGAAAAAGAGAAAGUAAAGAAAAUAAAGCGGGCUCCUUCAGCUACCUUUCAGCAUGCUGCAAAAAUUAAGAAAUUAAGAACAGGCAAACUCUCUCCACUGAAGUCUCAGUUCAAAUCCGGGAAACUCCAGAUUGGGAGGAAAGGGAUUCAGAUUGCCCGCAGGAGAGGGAGGCCACCAUCUUCUGAUCGCUUGAAGACUAUGCCAGCUCUCGUAUGUUCCCAGUUGGAGAAAGUCCAGAGGGCACGAAAGGAGAGAGAGGGUGUACCAUCUCUCCCCAAAGAUGAAAAGCCAACAGUCAGACAGAGCCCUCGCAGACCAGUAAGGAUGAUUCCUUCUUGCAAGAGGACAGAUGCCACAAUUGCCAAGCAGCUCUUGCAGAAGGCAAAAAAAGGAGCUCAAAAGAAAAUGGAGAAAGAAGCAGCAAAGCUUCAGGGCCGGAAGGGGAGGACUCAGCUCAAGAACAUUCGGCAGUUCAUUAUGCCUGUAGUGAGUGCCAUCUCUUCACGAAUAAUUAAGACUCCCAAGCGUUUCAUUGAAGAUGAAGAUUAUGACCCGCCAAUUAAAAUAGGACGCUUAGAGUCUACCCCAAAUAGCCGCUUCAGUGCUACCUCUUGCGAGUCCAGCGAGAAGUCCAGUGUCGCAUCUCAGCACUCCUCCCAGCUGUCUUCAGAUUCCUCACGGUCUAGCAGUCCAAGUGUUGAUACAUCCACAGAUUCACAGGCUUCUGAAGAGAUGCAGGCUCUCUCGGAAGAAUGCAUUGAUACUUCAGAAGUCCACCCGUCCCUGCCAGCAUCCACCUCCCCUGGGAACGAGGGUGCUGAGCAGAGGAGGAGGAGGAGGAGGAGGUUUUCAAUGGCAGAGAAGACUUUUGCCCCCAAAGCAGCUAAGAAGGUGCCCAGCCUCCAAAGCGUAUCUCAACAACAGUCUUCUCCUUCUUCUUCUUCACCUCCCCCCCCAUUGCUCACCCCGCCUCCCCCCCUGCAGCCAGCAGCAGGCAUCUCUGACCAUGCGCCCUGGCUCAUGCCUCCCACCAUUCCCUUGGCAUCACCCUUCUUGCCAUCUUCUUCUGCUGCUCCUGUGCAAGAGAAGCGGAAGUCAAUCCUCCGAGAACCGACCUUUCGUUGGACUUCCCUGAAGCCCUCCCGCUCGGAGCCCCAGUACUUCUCCUCUGCCAAGUAUGCCAAAGAAGGUCUUAUCCGCAAGCCGGUUUUUGAUAACUUCCGGCCGCCGCCCCUGACCCCAGAAGACGUGGGUUUUGCUGCUGCCGCGGCCAGCUUUACCCCUCCAGGGGCCACAGCUCCCACCCACUUAUUUUCUCCUCUUCAUUCUGGAACAAGAUUUGAUCUGCAUAAGAGAAGCCCCCUGUUGCGAGCCCCAAGAUUCACUCCCAGUGAGGCACACUCACGCAUCUUUGAGUCUGUCACGUUGCCCCCUUCGAUUAGUCGAAGUGCUGCGGGAAGCGCCACAGCAGCAGCUUCUUCAAGAAAACGGAAGAGGCGAGUUUUCAGCCCAAUCCGAUCUGAAUCGAGAUCUCCUUCGCACUCCAUGAGGACAAGAAGCGGAAGACUCGGCACCUCUGAGCUGCCCACACUCCCUCCAGCCUCCGUCUCUUCUUCCCUAACUAGCAUUUCUGUAGGCUCCCUUACCACUAGUGCCUUAAACGCCACCACGUUCACUUUCCCUUCACAUUCCCUGUCCCAGACUGGGGAAGCAGCAGAGAAAGGUCAGAGGCCAAGGAAACAGACAAACCUUCCUGCCCAGCCAUUCUCAUCGGGUGGCACUGCUUCCCUUUUUCCUUGGUUCGCACCAAGUCCCCACACAGAGAGGACCAGAAGCAAAGACAAAGCCACCGAGGAGCUGUCCAAAGACAAAGAAAGGGACAACAGUCCUGAGAAGGAGAAGAGCCGAGAAAGAGAUAGAGAUAGGGAGAAAGAAAACAAACGUGAAUCGAGGAAAGAGGAGGAGAAGAAGAAGAAGAAGAAGAAGGCUUCAGAAAUUCAGAGCAGCUCUGCUUUAUUCCCGCCAACUCGAGGUUCUAAAGGAAAGGUUCUUGUGAGUGAAGAUGUAGCAACCUCAUCUUUUGCCAAAAAACCUACAGGACGGAGGAAACUAACUGCCGCUGAUCCAGCAGCAGUUGUCCCUGCGGUAGUUCUUGUGGACUCAGUUAGCAUAAAGACCAAGUUACCCAAGAAAAGCCGAGGGGGCUUGGAGAAAUCAAAUCUGGACCUUGGCCUGGAAGCCUCGUCUGCAGAAAAGGAAGAACCUUUGCGUCUUCCUGCUGCCUCAGUUGGCAUUGUGAAACAUUCCUCCAUCAGCUCAGUAUUGGCUCAUGCUGAUAAGCUUCCAAUGGCUGACAAGAGGGUGGCCAGUCUCCUGAAGAAAGCUAAGGCUCAGCUCUAUAAGAUUGAGAAGAGCAAGUCCCUCAAACAGGUGGAUCAGCCCAAAGGACAGGGUCAAGAGAGCGAUUCCUCAGAGACCUCUGUACGAGGUCCACGCAUCAAGCAUGUCUGCAGGAGGGCAGCUGUCGCCCUGGGCCGCAAGCGAGCAGUCUUCCCAGAUGACAUGCCCACUCUGAGUGCCUUACCAUGGGAAGAACGGGAGAAGAUACUGUCUUCCAUGGGGAAUGAUGACAAAUCCUCUGUUGCUGGUUCAGAAGACGCUGAGCCCCUGGCACCUCCCAUCAAGCCCAUCAAGCCAGUAACCAGAAGCAAGGCCCCUCAGGAGCCUCCGGUGAAGAAAGGCCGACGGUCAAGGCGCUGUGGGCAGUGUCCAGGCUGCCAAGUCCCAGAAGAUUGUGGCGUCUGCACAAACUGUCUGGAUAAGCCGAAGUUCGGUGGGCGGAACAUAAAAAAGCAGUGCUGCAAGAUGAGGAAGUGCCAGAAUCUGCAGUGGAUGCCAUCGAAAGCCUAUCUCCAGAAGCAAGCCAAAGCUGUGAAAAAAAAGGAGAAGAAAUCCAAGUCCGGUGAAAAGAAAGACAGCCAUGUGGGGAAGAUUCAGGAGGAGUCAGGGCAAAAAGCAGCAGCUUCUCCUCUGGCUUUGGGGAAAGAGGAUCAGGCCUCCAAGAGAAGCAGCGAACCAGCCCGGAAGGCCAGUGAAGAAAAGAUAGAGGAAGGGCAGCUGCUGCCACCCAUCCUGGACCCCAAGCAGCCUCUUCCCUCUGCUACCCGGAAAGCUGGCAAACAAGCAUCGCCUGCCCUGUCCCCCAUCCAGCUGCCUAGCUUGGUCCCGCCCAAAAAGGAAGCCCCCAAAACUGUCCUGGCUGAACUCAAGAAAAAAAUAGCGCCAUCCCUGGAAGCAGCCAUUGAGCAAAACAGACAGAAGAAAAUCAUUCCACGUCCCAGCUUACCAAUGAAACAGAAAUCAAAAGAAAAGGAGAAGCCCCUCCCAGUCAGCAAGCCAGAGAAUAGCCCGCUCAAUACCCUGAGCACUUUAUCCAACAACACUCCUUCCAAGCAGAAGCCCCUGACAGAUGGGGUCCACAGGAUCCGAGUGGACUUCAAGGAGGACUGUGAAGCUGAAAGCGUUUGGGAAAUGGGUGGUUUGGGUAUCCUAACCUCCAUUCCGAUAACUCCCAGAGUAGUCUGCUUCCUGUGUGCCAGCAGCGGGAACGUGGAGUUUGUAUAUUGCCAGGUCUGCUGUGAGCCUUUCCACAAAUUCUGUUUAGAGGUUAAUGAACGCCCCCUGGAAGACCAGUUGGAAAACUGGUGCUGCCGUCGCUGCAAGUUCUGCCAUGUAUGUGGGAGACCGCAUCAGGCCUCCAAGCAAUUGUUGGAGUGCAACAAGUGCCGGAACAGCUAUCACCCAGAGUGCCUGGGACCGAACUACCCAACUAAGCCCACAAAGAAGAAGAAAGUGUGGAUCUGUACCAAGUGUGUUCGCUGUAAGAGCUGUGGGGCGACAACUCCAGGCAAAGGGUGGGAUGCACAGUGGUCCCACGACUUCUCUUUGUGUCACGAUUGUGCCAAACUCUUCGCUAAAGGGAACUUCUGCCCCCUCUGUGACAAGUGCUAUGAUGACGACGACUAUGAAAGCAAGAUGAUGCAGUGUGGGAAGUGUGACCGCUGGGUUCAUGCCAAAUGUGAAAACCUCUCUGAUGAGAUGUAUGAAAUCCUCUCCAACCUUCCAGAGAGCGUGGCUUACACCUGCAUUAAUUGCACUGAACAGCAUCCUCCUGAAUGGCGGCUGGCCCUUGAGAAAGAGCUGCAGCUUUCUUUAAAGCAAGUUUUGACAGCCCUACUGAAUUCUAGAACAACUAGCCACUUACUGCGUUAUCGACAGGCAGCCAAACCUCCUGACUUGAAUCCUGAAAUAGAAGAAAGUGUACCCUCUCAAAGUUCUCCCAAAGGCCCAGACCCUCCCAUACUUACAGAGGUUGGCAAGCAGGAAGAACAGCCACCACUUGAUCUAGAAGGCGUGAAAAGGAAGAUGGACCAUGGAGGCUAUCCUUCUGUGUUGGAGUUCAGCGAUGAUCUUGUUAAGAUAAUCCAAGCAGCUAUCAAUGCGGAUGGAGGGCAGCCAGAACUCAAGAAGGCCAACAGUGUGAUGAAGUCCUUCUUCAUGAGGCAAAUGGAACGAGUUUUUCCGUGGUUCAAUGUAAAGAAAUCAAGAUUUUGGGAACCAAACAAAGUCACGGCAAACAGUGGAAUGCUGCCUAAUGCUGUCCUGCCCCCCUCCCUUGACCAUAACUAUGCACAGUGGCAGGAACGUGAAGAAAACCGUUGUGCUCAGCAGCAACCCUCUCUGAUGAAGAAAAUAAUUCCAGCUCCAAAAUUCAAAGGGCCGGGAGAGCCAAACUCGCCUACGCCACUGCAUCUUCCUGCCUCACCCUUAUCCAGUUCCGACAGAAGCCAAGACGACAGCCCAGAACUUUCCCCUCCUCCGGAUGUCGAAGACAACCGGCAGUGCUGUCUUUGCCUGAAGUACGGUGAUGAUGGAGGCAAUGAUGCUGGCCGUCUCCUUUAUAUUGGUCAGAAUGAGUGGACCCACGUGAACUGUGCCCUGUGGUCAGCUGAAGUGUUUGAGGAGGAGGAUGGCUCUCUGAAGAACGUGCACGUGGCCGUGAUUCGUGGGAAGCAGCUGUUUGACAAUCAGAGUAACAUGCCAAUCUUGCAGCGAUGUGAGUUCUGCCAGAAGUCGGGUGCCACAGUCGGCUGCUGCCUGGCCACUUGCACCAGUAACUACCAUUUUAUGUGUUCUCGGGCCAAAAAUUGUGUCUUCUUGGAGGAUAAGAAGGUGUACUGUUCACGACACAAGGAUCUGAUCAAAGGGGAGAUAGUGCCAGAAAAUGGCUUUGAGGUCCUGAGAAGAGUCUUUGUGGAUUUUGAAGGAAUCAGCUUGAGGCGGAAGUUUCUGAAUGGUUUGGAACCAGAGAACAUCCAUGUGAUGAUUGGGUCAAUGAGCAUUGACUGUCUUGGCAUCCUGAAUGACCUCUCUGAUUGCGAAGACAGGCUCUUUCCAGUUGGAUACCAGUGCUCCCGAGUUUACUGGAGCACAACUGAUGCUCGAAAACGUUGUGUUUACACGUGCAAGAUCAUGGAAUGCCGUCCUCCCCUCCUAGACUCCGACAUCAACAGCACCAUGGAACAUGACGACAACCGGACCAUUGUUCACAACCCAGUGUCACUUUCAGCAGAAAUUCCACCCAGAGAUGGCCAUGCAGCAUCAGCUGACCUGAACCCUCCCUCUGCAGAUCUUUCUCCACAUCCUCAGAACUUAAAGGCUCUGCGGAUCAGAACUCUGAGUUUUGCUCCUUCCCAGCGAACUCCUGGUUCAAGGCCGUUGCCUUCUGCAGGAAGCCCCACCCCUGUGACACAUGAAAUCGUAACCGUGGGAGAUCCUCUGUUGUCCUCUGGAUUUCGGAGCAUUGGUUCCCGGAGGCCCAGCGCAUCUCUGUUUCCACAGCCACUGAGGUCUUGGAUGCUGCCUCCCACCGGAGUCGGGACCACAAAUGCUCAGCGCAACACCGUCUCUUCAGGACCCAGCAGUAGUCCUGUCCAAGAACAUACCGUGAGCAUCAAGCAUACCGAACGUUCUGUGGGACCGGCAGCCUUGCACGUCACUCUCCAGGACACAUUUACCCCUCCCAGUCUGGCCAUCGCAAGCAGAGGCAAAGGAGCUCCUCCUCGGGAGGGAACCCUCUCCUUUGAAACUGUGCCUUCUGGAGGACCGUUUUCUGCCAAGUCAGAGAAGGAGAAGCUGCUGAGCCUCCAAGAUCCAAGUGCUUCCUGUGGGAAUUCAAAAGCAGGCUGCCAUAGACAAAGCAUCUCUGUCCCAGAAGGAAACCUGAGCAAGGUAGAGAAGUUCCCAGACUCCUCUUCUGGACUGUUUUCUCCCGAAGAAUCUGUAGUUUCUGCACUGUUGCACCAGAAACCCCCAAAGAAGGAACAAGACCGGCAUCUAACACAGGCAGACAAAAAUUGCUUUUAUGAAGCCCCAGAAGCAAAGGCCUCACCAUUUUCAGGAAUAAGUAAUCAAUCGCCUUGCAUAAACGAUCCAGUAUCUUCUGUGGAUAGAGAGAGUAGACAAAAAAUGAAGAAGGGGAUAAAAGAUAGGCAUUCUAGCAAGCUUUUUAGAAGUUUAAGUGUCCUCCCAAUUAGCCACAAAGAAUGUGCAGAGACAGAAUUUGUUCAUCGGGCAAUGACAUCUGAGCAUAUUAAUCAGCAAUACAACAGCAUUGCUGUUGAGAAACUCAUUGACAAUAAUCUGCUUGGCCAGGAGACAUCCAAAGAUUCUUUCCAGAGUGAAAUGGCCACCUCCAGGGAUUUGCAGAAUUCACAAAAGCGCACAGUGAAAGUAACCCUGACUCCACUCAAGAUGGAAGGUGAGAGUCAGUCCAAAAAUAUUCAGAGAGAGCACGAUGCAGAAUCUCAGCCUAAGGUUUGCACACCAGCUUCUGUGUCCCAGUCUGUUUCCAUCCCAGAGCACUCAGGAAAUGACUGUAGUGUCCCAGAAACUCAAAAUUCUGCUUCCUCCUCAAUGGCCCCAACCGAUCCCCCUUAUCCAAAUCUGCCUGUUCAAGAUAGCGGCUUGAUGAUCCAGGAUGGAGCAAAAGAACAGGAAGAAGGCUCCUACAAGCGGCGAUACCCUCGGCGUAGUGCACGUGCCAGAUCCAACAUGUUUUUUGGUCUGACCCCUUUGUAUGGUGUGAGGUCAUACGGUGAGGAAGACCUUCCCUUCUACAGCAACUCCACCGGCAAGAAGAGAGGCAGGCGGUCUGCUGAAGGCCAAGUGGAUGGUGCCGAUGAUCUCAGCACCUCAGAUGAAGAAGACCUCUAUUACUACAACUUCACCCGAACCGUUGUUUCAAGCUCAAAUGAGCACAUGGCUUCUCAUGGUUUAUUCCGUGAAGAGGAACAGAUUAGUCUCCCCAAAAUCUCUCAGCUGGAUGGUGUGGAUGACGGAACAGAAAGUGAUGCAAGCAUCACAGUAACAACAAGGAAAAUCAAUUCAGGAAACAAAAGGAACGGCAAAGAAAAUGGAACAGAAAGCUUAAAACUUGAACGAAGUGAAGAUAGUGGGGAGAAAAUGCAAGUGACCAAGAGUUCAGUUGGUCAUAAAACAGCUGAUCCCAAAAUGGAGAAUUGCCGGGUCAAAACUCAAGAUUCUUUGGAAGCUCAGCUGAGCUCCCUAGAAGCUGUUGGUCGUCGUCCUCGUGUCAACCCAGAGCCCUCUGAGAAGAACCUGCUGGAUACAUUCAGCACCGAACUGCUGAAGUCCGACUCCGACAAUAACAACAGCGAUGAUUGUGGGAACAUUCUUCCUUCAGACAUCAUGGACUUUGUCCUGAAAAACACUCCCUCGAUGCAGGCUCUGGGGGAGAGCCCGGAGUCGUCAUCCUCGGAGCUCCUGACUCUGGGAGAAGGUCUGGGCCUCGACAGCAAUCGGGCCAAAGAUAUGGGUCUCUUUGAAGUGUUUUCUCAGCAGCUGCCAACAGCCGAGCCAGUAGAUAGCAGCGUCUCAUCAUCAAUUUCAGCAGAGGAACAGUUUGAGCUGCCCUUAGAGCUGCCUUCUGAUCUCUCGGUCUUGACUACCCGGAGCCCUGCAGUCCCCAGUCAGAACCAUAGCAGACUUGCAGUCAUUCCAGAACCUUCUCUUGCCACCUCAGGGGAGAGAUCAAUGUUAACUAUCCCUUCCUCAAAUUCUGCUGAGAAGAGGGUAACGGUCACUGAAAAGGCUUCUUCUGGUGAAGCAGAGCCAACAUUGCUAAGCCCACGAGUGGCUCCAAGCCCUGAUGGCCCUCUGACUCCUGACCCUUUCAUUCAAAGUCAUCUGGAAGCAGAGCACAUGGCCAGCCCGCCCUGUGGACCAAGGGAUGCUGGUCUUGGGGCGGGCCAAGAACUGUCUGGCAGGAGCAGUGGGACCCCUGGCCUCCCUGUUUCUCCCUCUCUUCCUCUCCAGAAUCCCAAAUAUGGGCCAAGUGCCCCCGACAAGCCUGGCCCAUCUCCCAUCUCGAACGCUGCUGUGCAGACAGCCCCUCUCCACCUGAAGGCUGCUGCAGAAAAGCUCUUGGUGGUCAACCAGAAUAUGCAGCCCCUGUAUGUUCUUCAGACACUGCCCAAUGGCAUCACCCAAAAGAUUCAGCUGACUUCUCCUGUCAGCUCUGGACCAGCUGGGAUGGAGGCUGGAGCUUCUGUGCUUGGCCCAAUGGACACAGCCAGCCUUGCGCUGGCCGCAGGCCUGAGCCCCGGCUUGCCCUCUGCCAGGCCUCUCUUUCCUGCAGCCAGCAAAGGCUUGCUGAACAUGCCCCAUCAGCAGCAGCACUUACAUUCCUUUUCGGCCAGCUCCUCCGGCAGUGGCGGCAGCAGCUUCCCGGCAACCCUUGGCAGCUCUGCCUCGGGCCUUCUGAUUGGGGUCCAGCAGCCACCUGACCCCGAGGUGAGUCCGAGGGCAGAUAUUGGGCCUGCACUCACCCCCCCUCCCACUGGCCUCGGCAAGAAGCGGUCCGUUGCACGCCUGCACUCCCGGAGGGCCAAGAAGCUAACUCCUUCUGCCGCUGCUCCUUCUGACCUGGCCUCCAUGAACUUUCAUCGCUCCUCCCCACCUGGCCUGCUUGAUCUGGGAGCUACGUGCCCGCGAACUGCGCCCAGGAUGAUCAAGCGCUCCAAGCCAGGGCUCAUGUACUUUGAGCAGGCACCUCUAUUGCCCCAAGAAGGGGGGAUAGCUGUAGCAGAGGCAGCCCUUGGAGCGUCUCCCAGCAUAACUGGGCCAAAAUCUGGCCACCUCGCCUCCCCUCCAUCUGAGCUGAAUGUGGCCCCCCUGCCGUCCCCGGGCCCAACGAUCCCACCCCAUCUAUUGGGACAAGGGGGCUCUGAUGUGCCAGGCAUUUCGGAUAUGAGCUCCCUCAGCAGCCUAUUAAUCAAAGCCACUCGACAGGAGCUGAGCCUCACGGAGCAGCCUGCUUCCGUGCCGCCAGUGGCUUCCAGUAUGUUCCCGUCGCAUAAGGAGGUCUCGUUGGCCCAGUCUGCUUCUGCGGGGUUGGCAACAACUGCUUUAGCAACCGGCAUCUCUGUCUUGCCUUCCUUGAAGACCGUGGGCAUGUCUGCUGAUCCUGGAAGCUCCUACCAGGCUGAGCCUCUCACACAGCUUUUGGCGUGCAAAGCUGGGCCAGCCCCACCUCACCUGGACCUCCCUCCUUCACAGGCAACUCCUCUUUCAGACUUUCCCCAGCUGAUGGAUACGGUAGCCGUGGGGCGAAGCAGACCGGCCCCCUGUGUCCCCGCAGCCUCUCCUGGGAGCUCCCCUUCCACUGUGCUGGGCUCCACCAGGGCCAAAGUCAAGCGCUUGCCGACCCCUUUGGGCAGCAAAGGAUCCGGGAAGAAACCCAGGGUGCCUCCAUUCUGGAACAGUUUCCCUGGCCAGUGCGCUCCACCACAAGGCAGGAGGAUGGCAGCCCAGGACCCAGGCAGAGGGUCCCAGCCCUUGAGGGUGCAACCAGAGGAGGCAACAGACAUACUGCAGCCAGCCCACAAAUCAGCAGGGCAUUUACAGCCUCACCCACAACUGCAGCCAACGCCGUCCACUUCAAACGAGUUAGAACAUGCAGAUUCCAGUGCUGAGGAAGAAAGCAGCUUUAGCUCCCCCCUCAUGUUCUGGCUGCAACAGGAGCGAACACGGAAAGAAAACCUUCCAGAGAAGAGGCCCAAGAAAGGACUGAUUUUUGAAAUCUCCAGUGAUGAUGGCUUCCAGAUCUGUGCAGAAAGUAUUGAAGAAGCCUGGAAAUCCUUGACAGACAAAGUUCAAGAAGCUCGGUCAAAUGCCCGCCUGAAACAGCUUUCCUUCGCAGGUGUGAGUGGGCUGCAAAUGCUGGGCAUUCUCCACCAUGCUGUCGUGUUCCUGAUAGAGCAACUCUGUGGAGCCAAGCAUUGCUCCAACUACAAGUUCAGGUUCCACAAACCAGAGGAGGCCAAGGAGCCUCCCGUGAACCCCCACGGCUCUGCCAGGGCUGAAGGGCACCUCAGGAAGUCUGGUCUUGACAUGUUCAACUUUCUGGCUUCUAAACAUCGCCAGCCCCCACAGUACAAUCCCAACGAGGAGGAGGAAGAGGAAGUGCAGCUGAAAUCUGCCCGGAGGGCAACCAGCAUGGAUCUUCCGAUGCCCAUGCGCUUCCGACACUUGAGGAAGACCUCCAAGGAGGCAGUUGGGGUUUACAGGUCUCCUAUCCAUGGACGGGGUCUGUUCUGCAAAAGGAACAUAGAUGCAGGGGAGAUGGUGAUUGAAUAUGCUGGCAAUGUGAUUCGCUCCAUAUUAACUGACAAACGUGAGAAAUAUUAUGACAGUAAGGGCAUCGGCUGUUAUAUGUUCCGUAUUGACGACUCGGAAGUUGUGGACGCCACCAUGCAUGGGAACGCAGCGCGCUUUAUCAACCACUCCUGUGAGCCCAACUGCUACUCCCGAGUCAUUCACAUCGACGGGCAGAAGCACAUUGUCAUCUUUGCCAUGCGCAAGAUCUACCGUGGUGAAGAGCUCACUUACGACUACAAGUUUCCCAUUGAAGAUGCCAGCAACAAGCUGCUCUGCAAUUGCGGUGCCAAGAAAUGCCGGCGGUUCCUCAACUGAGCAGCUGAGCUGACCACAGCCAAGGCCGGAGGAGAGCCGGGUGCUGGGGCCCUCCACAGCCACAGAUGCGCUGGCUUGCUCUGGCGGGGCAGGGCCUGCUCAGAGCGAGACGCACUUUGGUGUGCUGUAGGAUUAGGAAAAUGGGAAUGUGGGCUGCAGCAACCAAGGCUGUGUCAAGCCAGCACGGGCACCUGGUUGCCUCCUCAAGUGUGGACUGUGAGACCUACCCUUGUGUUCCAGCUUGGGCUGGCAACUGAGUGGUGGUUCUCCAAGAUGCCUGUGGCCACUAGGGAGGAAUCCCAAGGUAGCAGUUUGGGCAGUUCUAGUUCUUUGGAUGAGCUUUCAGGUGGACAGGCAGGCCCUUAGAGGGGGAAUUUCUGUCUCAGAGAACCAUCUCUCGUGCUGAACGCUUACAACUGAUCCCGGCCCUGUGUCACAAAUGUAGUGGUCCCCGGAGUGGAAUUGGAGCACCCCAAGUGCAGCUUGUUUCCUGAGAAGGAAGAGUGCUGGUCAACCUGCCAGGAGCUGCAUUUGCAAAGGAGAUGAGGAAUUCUGGACUUCAUGAAAUCCAUUCCCUUUUCAUGCCUCUAGAAACGGCCCUCAGCCUCCUUCAGUUGCACCAUCUCGAAUUAAGUCUUUGGAUUUUCCUUGGUUCUGUUUACAUUUUAGUAUUUAAAAGUUUUAUAAAUGUAAAUAUAUUUUGUAUAUUUUUCUAUGAGCAGCACUUCAUAGGAAAGAGCACUUAGGAGACUAUUUUUUCAGUCAUGGUUGCAUCUUGACUUAAAAAAGAAUGCAUUUUAAGGGUGAAUGUUUUAUUUUAAUAGGAUGAUCUUUCCAAGGUUGGGUCAGGCACAUCCUGAUUCUCCCCUCGGGAGGGAAAGGAGAUUCUGGGUGCUGCUUUGGCUGCCCCUUAAGUUUGAAGGGAGGAAGAGUUCUCCCAUUUUCAGGAGAGGAUAGAACCAUUUGGGGUUUGGUGGGCCUUUCAUUCUCCAGCAGUCAAAUCCUUGACUCUGCCUGGAUGUCAGCCAAACCGGUGGGAUUCUCUCUAACCUCCCCUUCCUCUCCUGCCUCAGUUCAGGGCAGAGGAGUAAACAUCCAGUUUCUCACCAGGCUUUGCCCUGGUCCAUCUUACUCUGGAGAGAAGCCAGAUAAGCUAUGCAUAUCUCCUAAAAGGUAGCAGAAUCAUGGCCUGCUCUGGCUAAGCCAAUUGGAGCAAAGCCCUGGCUUCUGCUACCAGGAACCCACCCACCACUCUCCUGGAAGGAGAAGUUGGUGUGCCUAACCGUCACCUUUGCUGUCCCAAGCCGGCAAGACCUUCCUACCCAUGAGGCAGUUUGGGAGAAAGAGGCACGAGCCAGGUGGGGUUAAAAGGAGGAGGCAGUUGCUGCCUAAAGCUGCUCUUUCCGUCUUGGCUGCUGGGCUGCACCGUGGCUGCUAGAAGAGGCCUCCCUUUUCAUUGAAGGAUGCUCUGAGCAGGCUCUGAAUUUCGGCUCAGGCAAGGUGGCAUCUCCUGCUGUUACUAAUCUGACUGUCCUGAGCAGCAGCAGAGCUGCUUUGGGCUGCUCUGAACCCCAGAAUGCUGCUGCUGCUGCUGCUGCACCUGAGGGAGAGGCUGGGGAGAGGUCACCUCUCCGGAGCAGCAGAGAGAAGGGAGCAAAAGGAAGCUGGGCUGGGCAGCUUCCUAGAAAUAUGAAUGUAUCUUUCUAAGAACUGACAGAUCGUGAAAUGGAAGAAUACUAAGUCAGUCUACCCUUUAAAGGUUUUUUUUUUUAAAGGAAAAGCGGGUCACUGCAAAGGGCUGGGCAAGAAUCUUCUUUGUUGUGAAGCAAUACCGGGUUUUCAGUCAAAUUCAUCUUGUGUGCAGAAUCAUGUCAUUUGGCCAGGUUGGCUGGCUCAUCCCCCGCUCUCCCCCCCCACCCCAUGCCUGCAACUUUUUAUGACUAUAAAUAAGGUAUCUAUAGAACUAAUACCAUGCUGCAUUGUGUCUUGAAGCCUGGCUUUGAACUAUCUUUAACCCUUUAGAUAAUGGUUGUGUUCCAGUUGCUGAAAAGGCAGGAAAAACAACAUGCCAAGGGCUCCAUGGGCAGUGGAUGCUUCCUCCACUGGACCUGGGUCCCAUUGCAGACUGGGGGGGGGGGCGGGUUUAGGCUGAGCUGGCCUGUAAGCGGAUCUCCCAGAAGUAAGGCUGGAGACUUGGCUGUGGAUGCUCCUGACCUUCUGUGUUCAAUAGUCAACCCUUGUACAACUUGCUUCUCUCCUCCACCUCUUUUUGGAUUCCAGUUGGUGGAGCUCCUCAACAGCGUUGUGCGCUUUCUGGUCUCUUUUAACAAGGUCUUGCAGCUUUGCCUUCUCGCCAAGAUCUGUGCCCGUGGUGUUUCUUAGAUUCAGCGUCCGCAAUAGCUACAGGUAGUGAAUAAAUGUCUCAAGCCACUUUGCAAAAGCUACAUAAACAGGGCUCUGAUCCAUACAAAAAGCAACUUAUCAUGUAAAACCAAUUUAUCUUUUUUUCUUGUGUUCUUCCAAAAUUAGUUGUUGUUUUUUUUCUUUAAAAGGAGGAAAUGUGUUGCUUGUGCUGCAUCAGUGUUAAUCCUGUCAUUGUUACAGGGAUGAAGGAAAUACUUUCAAUAGUUUUAAGAAAUGACUGAAAGACUGAAUGUAAAAAUAAGUGUAUAUAGUUGUACAAAAAAAGGAGUUUUUAAACAUGUUUAUUUUCUAUGCACUUUUUUAUUUAAGUGAUAGUUUAAUUAAUAAACAUGUCAAGUUUAUUGCUUCAAA
Molecule: messenger RNA, 14551 nt
Organism: Crotalus tigris (Tiger rattlesnake)
Lineage: Eukaryota; Metazoa; Chordata; Lepidosauria; Squamata; Viperidae
Gene: KMT2A
Product: lysine methyltransferase 2A
Exons: 37
Coding region: 29-11776 (3915 amino acids)
Biological process (GO): positive regulation of DNA-templated transcription
Cellular component (GO): nucleus; histone methyltransferase complex
Molecular function (GO): zinc ion binding; protein binding; DNA binding
Source: RefSeq, a predicted model, not a curated record